This is a messenger RNA of Malus domestica (apple), 1169 nucleotides long. The record is from RefSeq and is a predicted model, not a curated record. Lineage: Eukaryota; Viridiplantae; Streptophyta; Magnoliopsida; Rosales; Rosaceae.
GUUGCCCAAGCCCCUAACAAGAUAACCAGUUCCCACAUGCACAACCUCCAGGCAGUCACCAAACCCCAUCCCAGCAACUCUCCUUCAAGGGCUUCAAACCCCAUGGCUUUUUCUCAAGAAGGAUGAAAGGUUGAAUAUUAUAUAAUUGUUGUUUGUCCUGAGAUAUAUAUAUAUAUAUAUAUAUAUAUAUAUAUAUAUAUGUAUGUAUGUAUGUACUUGCUAAGUAGCUAGAAAUAAAUGCGGGUUUUGGUAAAUAGUGCCGCUGACUGAGAGAAAAAUGGUGGGCAGUGCAAGGCUUUGCUUGCACAACUCCAUGAGAGCUGUGAAUUUAUUUGUCAACGUUUGUGGAGUUGGAGUCAUCAUCUACUCCCUUUGGCUCAUCAAGAAAUGGCAAGUUGGAGUCUCUGAGCUCCCUCCCGUCGCGCAUGUCCCCAAGCCAUGGUUUAUAUAUACAUGUUUAGGUAUGGGAAUUGCUGUCUGCCUGAGCACCCUUUGCGGUCAUAUGGUUGCCAAUUCCAUCAGCAGUUUCAUUCUCUUCAUUUACAUAAUCUCCAUCUUCUGUCUUCUUGGCAUUGAGGUUGGAGUGAUCGUCAAUAUUUUCUAUAGGAUGGACUGGGAAGUGCAAUUUUCAAAGUACAUUGAUGAGCAUCACACCCUUUUCAAAAACUUCUUGACAUUUCAUCUAAACAUGUGCCGCCUCAUUGUAGUUCUCAUCUUGAUACCACAGAAUUUCCCAUGACUCUGAGCUAAACGCAAGUCCAUAUUGCAGAUCAAAGCUAUUGUGCUAGCGAUCAUUCUUUGGGCCAUUGGUUCCGAGCCGAGGGCGGAUCAAUGCAACUAUUCUGAUGUCACAAACUUCACAUAUUCGUUUCUGGCAGCGCCUACACAAUCUUUACUAGAUAUAUCGCGACAUGGAUUCCGAAACUAUGAAGUUUCGUCAAGAGAAUUCGAAAACCCGCCACGCCCGAGUUUUGUUUCAAAUGUAAACAAAUUUUUCAGAAUGCAUUUUCACAGAAGAGUCACUCUUAGUUAGGGAAGAAGUAUAUAAGUUUUGGGUUUAGGGUUCCCCUGCAUUUUUGUAUUUUGGUGAAAGGGGAAGUAAUUGUACAGAAACUACUUAUUCUCUCCAAAAUUAAUUACUUGAAAAGCAUUUGUUUACUUUCUGUUGA